AUGGUGGAAAAGAAACUUUUCAAGACGAAGCUAUGUCUGUUGUACCAAAAAGGUCGCUGCAAUCGCCAGUAUUGUAACUAUGCACACGGCUCCGCCGAGCUCCGCCGAUCCUUCAACGGGAGGCAGGAUUAUCGAGGUAGAGACCUGAGAGAAAGGCUUGACAGAAGGCAUUCUCCACUGCGUAGAUACUCACCAGAGGGAGAUACAAGAGCAAGACAUGUAUCUCAUGGAGACAGUCCUCGCUCUCUUGGAAAAAGGAUUGAUGGAAAGGAAAGGAAUAGACAGCAGGCAGAUGUCCAUAGUGAUUAUUCUGGAGGCUUCAAAAUGUCCGAUGGAACUGAAGAUCAAACUAGAGAUAAAAGUCAGACAUCCUUUGAUUCCAGAAAUCUUCUUGAUGACAAGCUGAGGCAAAUGCAAUCAGAUAUUAUAAAGCUGGAUCACGACAAACAACAGCUGGAGAUCUUCCUAGAAGAGAAAGUUCAAGAAGCAGAUAGCCUAAAUUUGGGAAUUCAGGAGCUUGAAAUGCAACUAUCCAAAGAAAAAGAGGAAUGCAAAAGGAUUACUUCGAAAAUGAAAAAGUUCAUCAAAGCACAAGGUCGACACUUGCGGCUACAAGAAGAAUUGAAGAGGUCACAGGCUCAGCUUAAGAAGCUGGGUGAGCAGCUUGGUUCAGAUGCUACAGGACUUAGAGCUAAUGAAGAUGAUAUAAAUAUUAACACCAUGAGUGACUAUGAAAUUGCUGAUGAGCCUCUAAAAGAUGCUUCUCCACUCAAGAAAAGAACAAGAGUUCACUUGGAACCUCGUGAUAUCUCAAAUCAAGAAAAUCCAACUAGAGGAGAUAAAUUGGCAAAACUUUCCCGUCGUCAUAUGCAUCAUCUGCAAUCAAGCUAUAUCAAGGAAUCUGAGGCAUAUGGUGAUGCAAAUAAUGGGCACAAACAAUCAGCACACGGAGAAGAAGCAAGGAAGGGAGUAAACACUCUUGAUAUUGCCUUACCAGACAAGUCCAAGGCAUCUGAAUCAGGCCUUCCACUGCCGCCAACGGGCAUGGCUGCUCAUGCUGUUGAUGAAGAUGCGGAAGUUGUUGAAAUGGAGGAAAAGGCCCAUGUGGUUGCAGCUGCUUCUACUGGAACCGGGACAGAAGUUGCAUUUAAGAUCCCGUGCUUACCGUUUAUGCUGCCACCACCACCACCUCUGAUCCCGCAGAAUGUUUAUAUACAGUACAAGGGAGAUGAUGAGAAUGUAGAUAUCGAUGGACCUGAUGAGGAGAUGGUAGAAGUGGAUAUUGUUUGA
Fraxinus pennsylvanica is the source of this 1290-nucleotide messenger RNA. The record is from the annotation of a GenBank genome assembly. NCBI's taxonomy places the organism in Eukaryota, Viridiplantae, Streptophyta, Magnoliopsida, Lamiales, Oleaceae.